AUGCUAGGUAGAAAAUACACCUGGUGCAAUGCUUUUGAUGGGAAUAAAUGGAGUAGAAUUAAUAGGUUCCUUCUAAGCCCUGAAUGGCUGGAAAGAUACAAGCUCAAACUGUGGGGCCUUCCUAGAAUUGCAUCUGACUACUACCCUAUUGUGCUCAUGAAAGAUGACAGGGAUUGGGGACCUAAGCCUUUUAAGUUCUUAAAUGCUUGGCUGUUGCACUUGAAUCUUGCCUCUUUAGUGGAGCAAACAUGGAGAGAAUCACAGCUUUCUGGGUCAGCUGUCAUUGAAAAUGAACUUCAUGAUCUUGAUCUGAAAGCUGAAUCUAGACCUUUGGAGGAGGAAGAAUUGAAGCUGCAAAGAGGGAAAAGAAAUGAUAUGUGGAUGUUGAGUAGGAAGUUGGAAUGGGAAUGGCUCCAAAAAUCGAGGUUGGACUGGAAUCUGAAGGGAGACUGGAACACAAGAUUCUUUCAUGUUAUGGCCAGUAGCAGGCAAACUAGGAACACUAUCAACUCCAUCACAGCAGGGGAUGUGGUUUUGUAUGAGCCAAAUCAAGUUAAACAUGAGGCACUCAAGGAGGAUGUGAUUAACUUUAUGAAAGACUUCCAUGUCAGUGGCAGAUUAGUUUUAGGUUUGAAUAGUACAUUCAUUACUUUGAUUCCAAAGCCAGAGAAAGCUAUCACUCUAAGUGGUAGGAAUAUCCUUGAUGGAGUGUUGAUUGCUAAUGAAGUUGUGGAUGAAGCACUAAAUAUUCUUCUUCAAAGAGCUAGGGAGUUGAGUUUGCUAAAAGAGGUAAUUAUUGGAAACAAUCAAGUACAACUCUCUCAUCUUCAAUUUGCAGAUGAUUCUCUUCUGUUCUGUAAAGCUGAGCUGCCAAAAGUUCUGAGCUUGAAAAGGAUCCUCAGGUGUUUUGAAGUAGCUUUAGGACUUAAAAUCAACUACCAUAAAAGUGUGGUUUGUGGGAUAGGUAUCCCUGACUCUGUUCUUGAUGAGUUUGCUUCCUUGUUAAAUUGUAAGACUCAAAGUUUACCAUUUAAGUACCUAGGAUUGCCUUUAGAUGCUAAUCCAAGGAGAAAGAGGUUUUGGAAACCAGUUAUUGACAAGUUCAAAUUGAGGCUUGCUGGUUGGAAAAUGAGGUUUCUCUUUUUUGCAGGGAGAUCGAUCUUAGUGAAAGCAGUGUUGCCAAGUCUACCUAUGUUUUACUUGUCUCUAUUCAAGAUGAAUGAAGAAAUAGCUAAGGAGUUAGAUAAAAUUCAAGAUGCAUUCUUACGAGGUGGCUUAGAUCUAAGGAGGAACAUCCAUCUUGUGAAAUGGAUAGAGGUAACAAAAAGCAUAAAACAAGGUGGGCUAGGCAUUAGAAGAAUUAGGGAUGUGAAUGUGUGCUUACUCCUCAAGUGGUGGUGGAGGUUUGCUUCUGAUCAUGAUUCAUUAUGGAAGACGGUAAUUUGCAGCAAAUACAAUUUUCAAGGUGGGGUAUGGCUACCUAAUCUCAGCUCUAGCAGCACCUUCUCUAAAAUCUGGGGUGGCAUCAUAGCAACAGUUGAGCAGUAA
Messenger RNA from Camellia sinensis, 1548 nucleotides. NCBI's taxonomy places the organism in Eukaryota, Viridiplantae, Streptophyta, Magnoliopsida, Ericales, Theaceae. The record is from RefSeq and is a predicted model, not a curated record.